This is a messenger RNA of Anthonomus grandis grandis, 2044 nucleotides long. RefSeq names its product ATP-dependent DNA helicase 2 subunit 1 (gene Irbp). The coding region runs from base 240 to 1823 and encodes 527 amino acids. Gene Ontology annotation, biological process: double-strand break repair via nonhomologous end joining; cellular response to gamma radiation; telomere maintenance. NCBI's taxonomy places the organism in Eukaryota, Metazoa, Arthropoda, Insecta, Coleoptera, Curculionidae. The transcript is spliced from 5 exons. Gene Ontology annotation, cellular component: Ku70:Ku80 complex. The record is from RefSeq and is a predicted model, not a curated record. Gene Ontology annotation, molecular function: telomeric repeat DNA binding; double-stranded DNA binding.
AAGCUCAUGACAUUCCCGGCAUUUUAGGAGUUUAUUUACAAACUUAAUUUUCAUUAUUUACAAAUAGUUUGCAGUUUUUUUUUGAUAUUUGCAAUUCACUUACAAAUUGAAUAGCGGUCAUACUUAAAAACAAAUUUUUUAUCUAAAAAUCAAGUGUUUGUCAUUUAUCGCCUAUUUUAGAUAACGUUUCACAUUGAAGGGGAUUCUAAGUAUACUUUAAGGCAGUAUUCAUAAAAAUCAUGGAUUAUCAAGAGAAUGAAGCUGAAGAUUAUGAAGAAGAAAAUCCAACAACAAUUAACUGGAAACCAUCAAUGGUAUUGGUUGCAAUCGACUGCAAUCCAUCAAUGUUUAUAACUCGUACUGAUGAUGAAGGAAAUGAGACACACCCAUUUAAAGAUGCCCUUACAGCUUGUUAUGAGGUGGCUGAUUCUCUUAUUGUUGCAAAAUCGAAAAGUUUUAAUCAUUUUGGGGUUGUUUUAGCUGCUGAGGAACCUAAGGUUACUUUAACUGACAUCCAAACUGACUUUUUAGAGUCACUUAAACUCCUAAAAGAAAAACAGGAAAUGUCAAAUGAGGAGCUGCAAAGAGAAUAUGAAAGAACAUCUGAUCUAGAUUUAGCUGCAUUCCUAUUACUUUGCAAGAGAAAAUUUAAAAAUGUAGAUACCAGCUACUAUAAAAGAACCCUCAUUUUUAUUACCACAGAUGAUAAUCCGGUUAAAAAUGAUACACAAAGAAAGUUUACAGCUUUGAAGGAAGCAGAAACAUUGGAACCUUGCGAUGUUACUUUAGAAUUGGUUCCCAUGAAUCCAAAUUUUGAUUUUACGUUAUUUUAUAAUGAGAUGUUUCACUUAAUUUACGCAAAUACGCCUAACAGAGAGGAUAUCUAUCCUGAUAAGGACAGUUUAGUGGAGAAGUUGAAUUCAGCAAUUGCUUGCAGGCACAAUAAAAUUAGAUACAAUUUCUUUCCAUUUCAAGGAGAUUCCAGUCGAAACUUAAAAGUAAUGAAGGUCAACUAUAUUCGUAAAGCACAAUUUUUAAAUACAGCAAAAGCUUCCCAUGAUGGCAGAAUGCUGGUACAGUACAAGGAACCGUCAGAAGUCCCUGAGCCAGAAACUUUUAUCCUUGAUGGCGGCGAUUGUGGUGAAAAUAUAAAGUUUGACUUAAGUGAUAAAUGUGAAAUCCUACAGGAUGACUUGGAGCUUGGUUUUCAUUUGCAGUAUGUGUCUAAUAGGCAGACGGAUAUUGGGAUAGUAAUAAGUGAACCCAGCAUUCUAAUAGUUGAUCCUAAGGAGGAACUAAAACACUAUUUUGAAGAGAUUUGGCAGUAUUGUGCUGAUAAAAAUAAGGUAUUGGUUUGCCUAAAAAAAUUACGAAAUCCGAGCGAUAAACGCUAUGUUGAACUCAUCCCAAAGUUUGCAAUGAACCAGAAAUGUUUUAUGAUCAAAGACAUACCGGUCAUUGAUGAGGAACGUUUUCCAAAAGAACUAUUAGUUAAACAAGAAGAACAGUUUGAAGUAAAACCUAGUAGCAAGCAGAGGGAAGCCGUGAGGAAAUUAAUUGAGAAGUUGACCUGUGAUUAUGAUCCAAGAAUGCUAAUUAAUGCUAGUUAUGGCAAUCAGAAAGCGUAUAUAAAAGCAAAAUUGCUUGACUAUCCAGAGUCUGAUCAUGUGGAUGAUCCCACCGAUGAUAAAGAAGGCAUUAAUGAACAAAUAACCGAUGAGGUAGAUCUUGUGAAAACAGUAUUUCGCGUUGCUUCCGAACCACAGGGAACUAAAAGAAAAACUACUGCAGGCGGUAGUAGCAACAAGAAAGGCAAACGUUAAAACAAACUAUUAUAACGAUUACUAACAUUGUAUUACGCAUUACGUUUUUAUCUUUAUUGUUAUAAAAGUUCUUUAAUAAGCUGGGUAUUAUCAUUUUACGUUUUAUUGUUUUUUUUAUACAAUAAAAUUUUAAAUACCAUGUAAUUUCUAUGUACUGUAAUAAUAAAAACUAUCUAAAUUUUGUAAAAUGGUAUAAAUAAAGAUUUAUUUUCUUUGAAUAA